AUGUUAAUUGGAACUAUUCAAAAACUCUCUUUAAGUUCACCUUCAUCAAAUGUUAUGAUUAACACACAACACUCUCAAGGUGCGAAUACUCUCCAAAGUGACAAUCAAUUGGAGGGUUGGGUUGGAGGUUACUAUUACCGACACCAAGGUCAUUAUUUCUCUGCAACUGUAAACUAUGCUCCAAGAUGGUAUAAUUAA
Heterostelium album PN500 is the source of this 198-nucleotide messenger RNA. RefSeq lists its product as uncharacterized. Lineage: Eukaryota; Evosea; Eumycetozoa; Acytosteliales; Acytosteliaceae. The coding region runs from base 1 to 198 and encodes 65 amino acids. The record is from RefSeq and is a predicted model, not a curated record. The transcript is spliced from 2 exons.